GCCCCCUCCCCACCGAGCCUCACCUUUUAUGGUAACGCGGCGCGGGGCGGCGGGGCGGAGGGAGCCGAGGGGGCGGGGAAGGCGGACGGGCGGAGGGGGCGGGAGGCCCCGCAGCUCCGGACUCCACUGGCUCGGGCGUCGGAUCGGAGCCGCAGGGGCGCGGGCAGCCCAGUGGAGCUGUCCUGAACCUUCCGGACUUCAGCCUUUCCAGGAGAAUCAGAUCCCAGCCACACCAGGAGCUGAAGCCAUGGCCUCAAAGCCUGAGAAGAGGGUGGCGUCAUCUGUCUUUAUCACCCUGGCACCCCCGCGCCGCGAUGUGGCUGUGGCGGAGGAAGUGAGGCAGGCGGUUUGUGAGGCCCAGCAUGGCUGCCCCUGGGAGGCUCCUGCCCCGAUGAAGGCACCCGGGGCUGGCUUAGCAGGGAGGCCCAGUCUCUGGACACCCACUGGCAAGGCUGCGGCCACAGUGCCAGCUGCACCUCUGCAGCUCUCCAAUGGAGUUGCAGGAUGCCCACCCCCUCCUCCUGUCCUGGAUGGCAAGGAUGCACUUCCCGACCUGGACCUCCUCCCACCCCCUCCACCGCCCCCUCCAGCGCUCCUGCCUUCUGAAGAGGAGGCUCCUGCUCCAAUGGGUGCCUCACUCAUUGCAGACUUAGAGCAGCUGCACCUGCCCCUGCCCCCACCCCCACCACAGGCCCUGGCAGAGGUACCUUCAGUCCAACCUGGGCCUGGUCCCCUCAGGGCCGUGGAGGAAGAGCUGCCACCUCCUCCAGCAGAGCCUGUUGAGAGAGAGGCGUCCACAGACAUCUGUGCCUUCUGCCACAAGACCGUGUCCCCCCGAGAGCUGGCUGUGGAGGCCAUGAAGAAGCAGUACCAUGCCCAGUGCUUCACGUGCCGCACCUGCCGCCACCAGCUGGCCGGGCAGAGAUUCUACCAGAAGGAUGGGAGACCCCUCUGUGAACCCUGCUACCAGGACACGCUGGAGAAGUGCGGCAAGUGUGGCGAGGUGGUCCGGGAGCACAUCAUCAGGGCCCUGGGCCAGGCCUUCCACCCCUCCUGCUUCACAUGUGUGACCUGCUCCCGGUGCAUCGGGGAUGAGAGCUUUGCCCUGGGCAGCCAGAACGAGGUAUACUGCCUGGACGACUUCUACAGGAAAUUUGCCCCUAUCUGCAGCAUCUGUGAGAAUCCCAUCAUUCCUCGGGACGGGAAGGAUGCCUUCAUCGAGUGCAUGGGAAGAAACUUCCAUGAAAAUUGCUACAGGUGUGAGGACUGCAGGAUCCUCCUGUCUGUGGAGCCCACGGACCAAGGCUGCUACCCCCUGAACAACCGUCUCUUCUGCAAGCCGUGCCAUGUGAAGCGGAGUGCUGCAGGGUGCUGCUAAGAGCACCCUCUGGGUGUCGGGCAGUGAAUGGACCACUAGCCCCGGCUGGGGACCCUUCCCUGACUUGGUUUCCCUUCCUGACCUGCUCUUGAACACUUUCUUUCUGAGCCCCCAUAGAGACCAGACUGCAAGUCAUCUCAGCCUCCAGGACACAGCGGGCUGAGUGCCCCCUGACCUUCCACUCCUCCUCUACCCUCUGGGCACCAGAAGACUCCUGGACCAUGAGUGUCACCCCCAGAAUUCCCUACUGGGCCCACCCCACUUCCAGGGGAAAGCUUGGGGAAGUCUGCCAGGGUACUUGGACCCCUAUCACUGACUGUAGCUAUCUGGUAGGGGUGCUGGGACCAGCCUGGCCUGUUGUAGGGUUGAGCUGUUUGAGGAAAAACUCCAAGAUUCCUUGAAAAGGGCUUUUUAGGCCAGGCAUGGUGGCUCAUGCCUGUAAUCCCAGCAGUUUGGGAGGCCAAGGUGAGUGAAUCACUGAGGUCAGGAGUUUGAGACGAGCCUGGCCAACGUGGCGAAACCGCAUUUCUACUAAAAAUACAAAAAUUAUCUGGGCGUGGUGGUGCAUGCCUAUAACUCCAGCUACGUGGGAGGCUGAGGCAGGAGAAUCACUUGAACCUGGGAGGCAGAGAUUGCAGUGAGCGGCGAUUGCACCACUGCACUCCAGCCUGGAAGACAGAGAGAGACUGUCUCAAAAAAAAAAAAGGAAAAGAAAAAAUGCUUUUUGAAAAUGUUGAGGUUGAAAUGAUGGGAACCAGCAUUCUUUGGAUUUAGGGGAGAGAGCAUAGUAGCAAACACCUCCCCUUGGUUCACACGUGGGAGAAUGGGACUCAGUGGGGACACAGCCCUGGACUUCCCCACCCUGGCAUAGGUUAUGCUAAACUGGGGCUGGGGCCCAGACCCAGGAGAAGAGGGUGGUUCACAGACUCCCUGGGAUGUCAGCAGCACCCACCUGCCUUCUAGCACCUCCUCCCAGUGCUGCAGUGAGUCAGCAGGCAUGCAGUGAGAGCCUGUUGCAUGCUGGGAACAGGGUGCAGGGGCCGAGUGUGCCUCCUGGACCCAUGACAGGAGCCAUACACCCCCCUCCCAUCCAAAACACACAAGCACUUCUCCAAAAUGAUGCUGGGACAGGUGUCCCUUUGUCCCCCGCUUAUGACCUCAAGUCCCACUUGGGCCCUGCAGCCCAGCCUGUCUUGUAUCCACUGCCUCCUCGAGGCCACACCUGAAAGAUUCCUUUUGAAUGAGAAUUAACAUUGUUGCUUCAUCCCUUCUAAGACAUUUUGCAGGGCAUGGACAAGUGAAACAAUGUGCUUUCCAGGCUGGGCGUGGUGGCUCACACCUGUGAUCCCAGCAUUUUGGGAGGCUGAGGCGGGCAAAUCACAAGGUCAGGAGAUCGAGACCAGCCUGGCCAACAUGGUGAAACCCUGUCUCUACUAAAAUACAAAAAAAAAAAAAAAAUAAAUAGUUGGGCAUGGUGGCAUAUGCCUGUAGUCUCAGCUACUCAGGAGGCUGAACUGAACCCGGGUGGCGGAGGUUGCAGUGAGCUGAGAUUUUGCUGCUGCACUCCAGCUGGGUGACAGAGCAAGACUGCGUCUCAAAAAAGAAAGAAGGUGCUUUCCUUUUCCUCCCUGGGGUCUCACUGUCCCACAGGCUCCCGGGAGACUCCCACAGGUGCCGUGCACUGGGCAAGCUUCUCUAUAGAGCCCAAGGGGCUUCAGUCCAGAGCUCAGCAUCUCGCCCUAAGCCUAAAGCAGGGCAUCCCAAACUUCUGCACUCACAGACCACCUCCACAAUUGUUAUAACCAAAGGCCUCGUGUUAUUUCAUUUAAAUCAACAUGCUAUUUUGUUUUCACUCACUUCUGACUUCAGCCUUGCGCUGAGCCGUGUAUCCAUGCAGUCAUGCUCACGUGCUAAUGUUUUUCUUCUUACACAUGAAAAUAAAUGUAUAACUGUUAGAA
Messenger RNA from Callithrix jacchus (white-tufted-ear marmoset), 3336 nucleotides. RefSeq names its product filamin binding LIM protein 1 (gene FBLIM1). The record is from RefSeq and is a predicted model, not a curated record. Gene Ontology annotation, biological process: cell-cell adhesion. Gene Ontology annotation, cellular component: stress fiber; focal adhesion. Gene Ontology annotation, molecular function: filamin binding. NCBI's taxonomy places the organism in Eukaryota, Metazoa, Chordata, Mammalia, Primates, Cebidae.